Molecule: messenger RNA, 1287 nt
Organism: Drepanopeziza brunnea f. sp. 'multigermtubi' MB_m1
Lineage: Eukaryota; Fungi; Ascomycota; Leotiomycetes; Helotiales; Drepanopezizaceae
Biological process (GO): double-strand break repair via homologous recombination
Cellular component (GO): Slx1-Slx4 complex
Molecular function (GO): 5'-flap endonuclease activity; crossover junction DNA endonuclease activity
Source: RefSeq, a predicted model, not a curated record
AUGGCCAUCGACCGCCCCAUACCCGCAUUUUACUGCUGCUACCUGCUGCGGUCCACCGUUCGCGGCAGCAGUGUCUAUGUAGGCUCGACGCCAAACCCGGUGAGGCGACUUCGCCAACAUAAUGGCGUUGCAAAGGGAGGUGCCGUGAGGACGAGCCGGCAGAGUUUGAGGCCGUGGGCGAUGACUUGUAUCGUUACCGGAUUCCCCAGUCAUAUUGCUGCGCUGCAGUUUGAAUGGGCCUGGCAAAACCCUCACAUCACGCUACACAUCCCCCCCUCUGCUCGCAUCCAGCACGCCGCCGGCAGAAAGAAGUCCGGCCAGCCCAAGCGCCCCAAACACACCGUCGCAUCCCUCUUGUCUAAUCUACAUCUCCUCCUGCGCGUCCCCUCUUUCGCUCGCUGGCCCCUCGAACUCCGCUUCCUCUGCCCAGACGUCUACAAAUCCUGGCUGAGAUGGUGCAAGGCGGCCUCCGAACCCGUCCAUAAAACUUUGACCAUAGUCACGGAUUUCCCGCCAGAAGCAGCCGAGGAGGUGGAGAGCGAGGAGGACGAGGGUGGUGGGAAGAGAAGGAAGAAAAGCAAGGCAAGCUACGGGAUCGAAGCCUUAGAUGUGGAGUACGAAGAUGUAAAACAACAGGUUGAGAAGGGGAAGUCGGUUAUCGAUUUUGAGCGUGAAGGCUCUUGCGCCUUGUGUAAGGAGGAGCUCGAGCACAGGGGAGGCGUAUACGCGAUCUGCCCGAGUCUCGACUGCGAAGCUGUGUCACACUUGACUUGCUUGAGCAGACAUUUCCUGGGGGAGAGAGAUGAAGAGGACGAGGUGCUAUUGCCGAUCAAAGGGACAUGUCCAAGCUGCAAGGAGGAUUUAAAGUGGGCGGAUGUUGUUAAAGAGUUGACAUUGAGGAUGAGGGGACAGAAGGAGGUUGAAAAGUUGUUAAGAGUCAAGAGAGUCCGCAAGACGAAAGCCACGGCCUCGCAACCUUUUAUCGAGUCAGAGGACGAAGACGAUGAUACUGACGACGAGAUUAGCGAGCAUGAACCCGAUGAGGAAUUAAGGGGGGUAAGUGGAAUGCAAGCUGGCGCUAGUCGACCGGAUACAGAAGUGGGAGAUACUUGGCACGAAGUCGACGACUCGGAGGAAUCCGACACUGGCUCCAUCGCGAGCAAUAUCUCUCAAGGCCAAAGCCAAAGCCAAAGCCAGAAACCUACGUCUUAUCAGGCGAAUCAAGCUGGGACGCUGGGCACCGUCAUUGAAGAUAGCGAAUGGGACGAUGCAGACAUCAUCGAGUGA